This is a messenger RNA of Coniophora puteana RWD-64-598 SS2, 714 nucleotides long. RefSeq lists its product as uncharacterized. The annotation marks the transcript as partial. The record is from RefSeq and is a predicted model, not a curated record. The transcript has a single exon. Lineage: Eukaryota; Fungi; Basidiomycota; Agaricomycetes; Boletales; Coniophoraceae.
AUGCAGGAAAUUGAGGAUGAUCACGGACUUCGAUGGAUCUGUAAUCCCUUUUGGGAAAUGCUCCCCCAUUCCGACAUCUUCAAAUACCUGACUCCCAACAUCCUGCACCAGCUUCAUAAAGGCAUGUUCAAAGAUCACUUUAUGACAUGGUUUCUUCACAACAAUCUGCUUGGCAAGGACGGUCUUGAUGCUUGGUAUCAAUCCAUGACUCUGUUUAAUGAUCUUCGGCACUUCAAGAAAGGCAUCUCUGUGGUUUCUCAAUGGACAGGGACGGAACAUAAGGAAAUGGAGUGCACUUUUGUGGGAGCCUUAUCUGGUCUUGGUCUUGAUUCCGAUGUACUUGCUGCUGCCAGGGCACUCCUCAAUUUUAUCACUCUGGCUCAAUAUGAAUCAUAUACAGACAAACCCUUGGCGGCCAUGACCAAAUCACUUCAUGAGUUUCACAGGCGGAAGGAUGUCUUCUCGCAUCUUGAUGUCCAACACACCUUCAAUAUUCCCAAACUCCAUGCCAUGCUACAUUACAUUGAGUCAAUAGAGCUCUUUGGCAGUGCAGACGGCUUUAACACUGAGUCCCCCGAACACCUCCAUAUUGAUUUUGCAAAGUGUGCUUACCGGGCAAGUAAUAAACAAGACUACCUGAUUCAGAUGACAACAUGGCUGCACCAACAAGAAGCUCUCCUCAUGCGCACAUCUUACCUGGACUGGCUCCAGAGC